Messenger RNA from Hymenoscyphus albidus, 2391 nucleotides. Lineage: Eukaryota; Fungi; Ascomycota; Leotiomycetes; Helotiales; Helotiaceae. The record is from the annotation of a GenBank genome assembly.
AUGGACCAACCAUCCGCGCCUGCGCCAAAGCGCAAGGCCGUAGUUGUAGACACGGAGUCUGAUGUAGACAACCGCUCAAGUGCUAAGAAGCCGAAACCCAAUCAGAGCUACGUCGAGGAUGAUCAAGAUUCCUCCUCCAUGCUUGAGUCAGAAAGCGACGACGAUGAAGACGAGAUGAGUUUCAGCAACGACGGUGAAGAUGAGGACCUUGGAUUUGGAUUCUUGGACGAGGAUGAGGAAGAUGAAGAUGAAGGAGAAGACGAAGAUGACGAGGAGGAUAUGGAACGAGACGUCGAGGAGAGUCAACACGUGGUCCCAGGUAUUUGGUCCCCCAGGUAGCGUUACGCAUUUUCAAUACUGAUACCAGUCUAGGUUACCCUGAUAAGAUUUUCCAACUCAAAGUCUUCACCACCAAGCCUGUAGAAGAGCUCUUUAUCUUUGGUGGAGAUGGCGAACGCAAGAAGUGGCUUCUCGACUACCAUGCGCACAUAAAGUAUGAUGGCAAGGUCAUUGGCCAUGCACAUGCCAGACGUAUUUAUCGCGAGUUUGUGAGAGCCGAUUUCUGGCAAGAAAUGGAUGGAGUAAGCCAAGAUAUGUCAAACCUAGCGUACAAAAUCUUCAACCGAUAUGCAUGUUUGUUGGAGGAGCUUAAGUCGCAUCCUGUACGAAAGGGGUCUGGCGUUUGGGGUAACGAACUAGACUUCGGACCCAUCCUCCACUUUGAAUAUGUCCAUAUCUACCGAGAAGCAGCGGAAUUUCGAAGACUGGGUCUGGGAACUACCAUGGUAAAAGCGAUCAUUCAAAAAGUUCAGAAGAAGAUGGAGGACAACAAAAGCGACAAAGACUUGACACAGGAGCAGACAGAGAGCAAAGAAUUGUUUGAGGUGAUUCAAACCCCUCCACGAUUGACAUUUUCAUGAAUAUAUCAUUAACAUAAAACUGAACUCUCCGACUUUGUAGGGAACUUUUGGUGUCCCUGAUCCCAAAUUCUCCAAGUUGCACUGUCUAACACUUCCGGGAUGGCUGACUAGAGACCUUGAGCCGGAGCUCAAAGACAAAAACCCUUCUCAGGAAAAAGAGAUUUAUGUGAAGGCCGCAGAGACUGCUGAAGCCUUCUUCAAAUCUCUUGGAUUUCGGCGAGUCGGUGCUUCCAGUUGCUUAGCCUUCUCCUUGGAUCCGCAACAUCCGUCCCAUCUUAUUGCCCCUGUGGAUGAUUAUGAACCUUCAGAGGAUACUUUUGUUGAGGAAUUUACCGACGCCGAAAAAGCUGAGAUCAAAGCUGCAUUCAAAAAGCACGAGAAAGAGGAAGAGAUCUUUGUGAAGAAGCUUGCAACCAUACUACCCCUUCACCAUGCAGCAAUGACCCAAGCAGAUAUCGAUUGUGUCGAUACUUUCUCAAAGCAUCUUGCAAAGAACGGUGUUAACUCGACGGAUUGGAAAGCAGUUCAGAAAGGUGGCAACAAUCUGCUGCAUGUUGUAGCUUCAAAGCACAAACCACUCACUGCUACAUGGCUCAUGGAAAACAUUGCCGAUUCGGCUGGCUCAAGCACAGCACGAAAUGUGAAGGGAUACACUCCGUUCGAAAAUCUCAACAGCGAACUCGACGUCAAGCGGACCAGAGCUUAUCGUGGAAUGCGUUUGUGUGACGUGUCCGAUCAAUUUAUAGGUCAUCCAGAGGAGGCCGUACAGUGUCUAGCAGCACUAUUGAAACUCCCUCCGAUCAACAGUACGCUACCCUCGGUCACCGCCAAACGCAUGGUAGGUCAUCGUUCCAGGUUGAAGUCUGGAUGUGCCUGUGGUGAGUGUAUCGAAGGUUUCAUUUCACCGAGGAUGAAGGAGGCACUGGUCUAUCAAGCGGAAAUGACGCAAGAACUUACGAGCGAAUGGGUUGACGACGCGGAUAUGUGGUGGUUCGCUAUGAAAGACCAUAUCGAACAUGUUCCGGAGCCGAUUAAACAAAACUUCAAGACUAAUAAAUCUCUUCGUCAUGGCUUCGUCAAUACCUUUGAUCUAGUCGCAUCCUGCCUGAAGCGCAACAUGGCCCCGACGAGAACCAAUUUGAUCGCGGAAUUCGAAGAAUUAAGCGAGUGGCCUCCCGUCACAAGAAACUAUCUUCAAGUUAAAGGUACACUCGAGGGGAAAUUUGAGGCUGUCUUGCUGGAUAUUUUCAAGUCGGCUGAAGAUCAUGGCGAAAUGACCUGUGGCAGCAGUCCAUAUUUUCGAACAAUGUGUGGGGCUCCAGAUAUUGACAAUUUAAAAGCCUGCCGCAACGACGACGAGUUUUGCAUGGUUAUGGUUGCACUUGGUCUUCCAAAUCCCAAUCCAACGACGCCUUUCGAUUACAUCUUGGAGAACCAAGCGAUGGGACAUGUCGACUUUUCGUGGUACUAA